Molecule: messenger RNA, 2391 nt
Organism: Candida dubliniensis CD36
Lineage: Eukaryota; Fungi; Ascomycota; Pichiomycetes; Serinales; Debaryomycetaceae
Gene: PGA55
Product: Pga55p
Exons: 1
Coding region: 1-2391 (796 amino acids)
Source: RefSeq, a predicted model, not a curated record
AUGGUGUCGUUGCGCAACUAUAAAGUUUCUUGGGUUUUCGUUUUAUCACUAGCAGGUUCCUCGUUGAUUAGAGACUUUGUAUUUGGUCAAGAUGAUAGUUUGCUGAUUGAAAAAAGAUCAAACGAGUACACUAAUCCAGGGUCCGGUGGUCCAAACCAUUGUUAUGGAGGCGAUAAGAAUUGUUAUCCUCAGUGCUUUGAUCAUCAUGGCCAACCAAAGAAAGAUAAAUGCUGCUUUGAUAAACACAACAAGGUUUUGUAUCCAUAUCCUUGUACUACAUCUUCAUCUUCAUCUUCAUCAUCCAGUAGUACAGCAUCAUCAAGCUCCAGUGAAGUGAUGUCUUCAUCUUCUGAGGUAACUAGCUCAAGUGAAAUCAGCUCUUCUAGUCAAGUUACUAGCUCAACUGAAUGUACCAGCUCAUCAAGUGAAGUUGUUAGUUCUUCCAGUGAGGUUGUCAGUUCUUCGAGUGAAGUAAGCUCAUCAACUGAAUGUACCAGCUCAUCAAGUGAAGUUGUUAGUUCUUCCAGUGAGGUUGUCAGUUCCUCGAGUGAAGUUGUUAGUUCCUCAAGUGAGGUUGUUAGCUCUUCGAGCCAAGUCACAAGUUCAAGUGAAAUAAGCUCCUCAAGUCAAGUCACUAGCUCAACUGAAUGUACCAGCUCAUCAAGUGAAGUUGUUAGUUCGUCAAGUGAAAUUAUUAGUUCCUCUAGUCAAGCCACUAGUUCAUCAAGUGAAAUUAUUAGUUCAUCAAGCAAAAUUAGUUCCUCGAGUGAAUGCAUCAGUUCAACAAGUGAAGUCACCAGUUCAUCAAGCGAAGUAGUCAGUUCUUCAACCGAGUGCAUCAGCUCAUCAAGCAAAAUGGUAUCAUCGAGUGAAAUUACCAGUUGUUCCAGUGAAGUCGUGUCGUCUAGUGAAACUUGCAGCUCAAGUAGUGAAAUUGUCAGCAAAAGUUCAGAACAAUCUUCAUCAUCAAGUAAGUCCUGUUCAAGUGAAGAGACAAGUACAGUUUCAGAAACCUCACUGGAGACUGUUACAUGUAAACAUCAUAAAUGUUCUAAAACCAAAACUCAUCAUUCCACUCCGACUAAAUGUGUUACGAAAACAAUAGAAACAUCAGUUUACGUUACUACAUGUCCUGACAAAUCAAUUACUACUGAGACUGCUGUGGUUAUUGUGGUAACCAAUGAAUCUGCUGCGACUACUUACACUGAAAUCAUUAAAACUACUGUUGUUGAAGGUAACACAUUGACUACUAAUAUUCCAAACAAACAUAUCGAAACUGAAACAACAGAAAUAAUUGAAUAUACUACCAUUUGUCCUACAACAUUACCAAAUGGUCAAAUAACAAGUAUCACUGCUGGAAUUGCUGUUAACACAAAUGGCCAUGGACAGAAAGUUACAAAGACAAUUCCAUUUGAAUAUAAUGAGAGCACUUUAGCAAAUGGUCACGUAACAAGGGUGGCAUCAGGCAUUGUUAAAACUACUGGUGAGCAUGGCCAAGAGAUUACAAAAACAAUUCCAGUUGGCUUCAGCACAUGUACUGAAACAAUCGAAUAUAUUACUGUAUGCCCAACUACUCUUUCAAACGGUCAAGUCAUUGAAACUACUGCUGGAAUUGUCGUCACCACUAACAAGCAGGGAGAGAAGGUCACAAAGACAGUUCCACUUGAAUUCACCAGUACCAUCGAGUUUAGCCACUACAUCACUACUCAUCCUGUUAGUUUACCAAAUGGACAGGUCACUGUUACUACGGAAGGUGUGAUAAUUACAAAACAAGGAGAGCAACAAUAUACCAAGACAGUUGAAGUCGGAAACUUACCUAGCAAACCAAUUGAAGUUGUUCAAAGGAUUAGUAUUGUUCCAAAAACGUUACCAAAUAGUCAAGUUACUUCAGAGACUGUUGCUAUUGUUGUGACAGUUGGUGAAGGGUUGCAACCAAUUACAAGGACAAUUCCAAUUGGAGCUAGUAUUCAAACAACAGAACCAUCCAUGGCAACAUACAGUGAAAUUGUAUUUACAACGUGUUCUGAAGGUGAAUGCAAUACAUACACUACAAAUGUUGAAGUGAUUGGUAACAAAGUUAUUACGAAGCAAAGUGGGAAACCAAUUGUUGAGGAGCAAACUACCAAUGCUAUUGCACAUCAAUCAGAUAAAGUACAUUACACGGUUGUUUCUGGUGAAACUAAAACCAUUCAAGCACUUGGAUCGGUUCUGCCAACUUCUUCUAGUGUUACCUCAAAAGGAUCUCCUAACAAUGUUGAACCUGGUUCUUCUGUAACAACGAGUGAAGUUGGUCCAUCUACUGCUGGUGUUUUACAAGGAAACGCAGCAUCAAGACAGAGCUUCAAUUACAAGCUUAUCGUUGGUUUGCUUUUCGCUUAUAUUAUUGCUUAG